GUAAUCAAAAAAAAUGAUGAUGAUGUACUCCAGAUAUCGGAUAAAAGCCUAAUACGAAUUUCGAACCAAAUUCUGAGAACAAAAAGAAUCAAAGAUAAAUAUAUAAGUUGUCAUAUAAUAGUUAUAAGACCAUAGUCAAAUACUUAUUCUAGUAAAAUGGAAGAGGAAUCAAACUCAUCGUCGGCUCCUAAUAGGCCAACUAUUGAUAUCACGACCAGUACUCAACCGGCGAGUCAAACACCGCGAUCUACCACCCCAAAUAAUCCACCGGCUCGUAAUGCUUCUCCCGUACCUCAAAGUUCGACUACUUCUAAUAAUAUUAUACCUGUAACGUCUACACGACGUCCCUCUAUUUACGGGACUGGUGAAGAUAGAAUUGUUUUAGAUAUAGGCAGUCUUUACAUUAAAGCUGGUUUUAGUGGAGAGUCAAGACCGAGACACAUUGUACCCGUGUAUGCUGGAAACAUGAAAGUCCAUUGGGAUCCUGAUUUCAACGGAAGUGGAGGAGUUGUAAAGGCAUGUGGUGAAAGUUGCAGAGUAGUUGGUGAGUUUGCAGAAUUGUUUGAUUUGGAAAUCGGGAAAUAUCCUGAUGGAUUAGAUGUUCUUUAUGACCGGCUGGCACAUUAUCUAAGAGAAAUUUAUUUCAGGUACCUCUUAACUGACCCUAAACAACGCAAAGUUGUGUUAUGUGAAUCUCCCAUGCUUCCUUUGAAAUUAAAGCAAUUAAUUGCAAAAGUGUUAUUUGAGAAUUUACAGGUACCAUCAAUAUCUUUUGCACCAUCUCACAUGUUGGCGUUGUUGACAACGGGACGUACAACAGGUUUGGUGAUAGAUGUUGGGUAUUUAGAAACUACUGUACUUCCGACAUUUUCAGCUCGUCCCUUAACUCCUUACAUUCGCACAACUCCAUUAGCUGGUCGUGCAUUGACGAAACGACUUAAAGAAUUGUUAUCAACUUUUGGAAGUAUGAUAAUUCCUCCUUCUACUAAAGAGUCACCAGUCCAUGCCAAAUAUUUGACACCUGCAGUACUUGAAGACAUUAAAACUCGAUUUAUUUUCGUAAGUCCAAUAAUGGUUUCUGCGGCGUCAAUUGGUAUUGCCGAAAAAACAUUAGUAGAAGAUAUGGAAAAUAAAUAUGCUUCCGUCAGCUCGGCAACAAAUGUAUUGUAUCCCAUUACUAUAAGUAAAAGUGGUCGAGAACGUCAAAUUGGUACUUUAAUCAUUCCGGGCUGGAUCAGAGAACGCUGUGCAGAAGUGCUAUUUGAAGGAGAUGAAGACGAAUCCAGCGUGGUGGGAUGUGCUUUAGAGUGUUUACUAAAGACACCAAUCCAUUUACGUCGCCCUCUUGCUUCAGCUAUUCUUCUUGUUGGUGGUACAACUUUACUUCCAAAUUUCCAAUCUAGGUUUGGACAAGAAUUACUUCGUGCUUUGCAUACUGACAGAAGAUUUAAAUCUUUAAGUGGACUUGCGGAUCAUAUUGAAUUCUUAGAAGAUAGCGGUAGUGGAAAAGUGUUUGUAGCAAAUUGUCGGGCUUGGGUUGGUGGUUCAUUAAUUGGAUCCCUUAAAUCAACUGUAGUUGAAAUAACAAGAGAAAAAUAUACUGGCCAAGUUCCAGAUUGGACAACAGCCAAUUUAUCCAAAUCAGAUGAUAAUGAUGAGUGAGAACGUAAAAGCGAGAGAUCAAUAACUGAUUUGUAUAUAAUAGUACCAUAAUACAAAUGGUUAAAAAAGUCAGCCUGUUUCCAAGUGAUUUAUUUCAAUGGCCGAUUUACUCUAUAUUUACUUUUAUCAACAUAUUUAUUUUUUUUUUUUUU
Rhizophagus irregularis DAOM 181602=DAOM 197198 is the source of this 1814-nucleotide messenger RNA. RefSeq lists its product as uncharacterized. The record is from RefSeq and is a predicted model, not a curated record. Gene Ontology annotation, cellular component: dynactin complex. Gene Ontology annotation, biological process: microtubule-based movement. Lineage: Eukaryota; Fungi; Glomeromycota; Glomeromycetes; Glomerales; Glomeraceae.